CCUGCAAUACAGGAGUAAAUAGACGAGCCCUUUAAAUAGCUCGGUACAGAAACCAACAAAUCAGUCUUUCUAGAGAAUCAAUUGGUAUAGUACAAUAAGCAUAUCAAUACUACAACUAUAAUUUAACAUGACUCCAUUCCCAGCUAUUAUUUUGAGUUUGUUCAUUUGCGCGUUAUCACUUUAUUCAACUACUGGCUUUCCCGUUGACGAUCUACUGGAACAGCAAAGACAUGAAAAUAUGGAACUUAGAGAACUUUUAGUGUCUACAGAGAGUCGAAUAGAAGCGUUGCAGCAAAAAAAUGUUAUUUUGAAAGACCUGGUUAUCAAAAUGGAAAUUGAAGCACUCAGACAGUUUGAAAGAGCAUCAACUACACCGAGGCCAAGGUUUGAUUCUUCUACUACCGUCAGGCUCCUUGGCGACGUAGUCCCUAUGAGUCUUCCUGCGGUCAAACACGACUAAAAAAAUCAAAAAUUUUAUUUAUAAAGUAAAUUUUGUGAAAAUACAAUCAAAGCAUAGAUUCACGACA
This is a messenger RNA of Daphnia pulex (common water flea), 527 nucleotides long. RefSeq lists its product as uncharacterized. The record is from RefSeq and is a predicted model, not a curated record. The transcript is spliced from 3 exons. Lineage: Eukaryota; Metazoa; Arthropoda; Branchiopoda; Diplostraca; Daphniidae. Bases 128 to 460 code for a protein of 110 amino acids.